Messenger RNA from Fukomys damarensis (Damara mole-rat), 2789 nucleotides. It is a transcript of the gene Lrrc42, whose product is annotated as leucine rich repeat containing 42. The transcript has 8 exons. NCBI's taxonomy places the organism in Eukaryota, Metazoa, Chordata, Mammalia, Rodentia, Bathyergidae. Gene Ontology annotation, molecular function: protein binding. Bases 179 to 1465 code for a protein of 428 amino acids. The record is from RefSeq and is a predicted model, not a curated record.
CUGCUUUCUGCCCUAGCAGAGAGAAGAAGGGAGGAGGCCUCAUUGUAACUCUGGCCCUGGCCCGGUUCCCACCGACUCUUUCCUCAGAUGUCCACUGUUUUUUGUCUCUUCCCUGUUCCCCUCCACCCGGCUUGAGCCAGUGGAGUACCAGAGGGAUCAGACAGCCACAACCCAGGCAAUGUCUUACUACCUCAACUCAGACAAGCACCUGGACCCAGGGCCCAUCUAUGUGCGAGAGAACGGGCAGCUGCACAUGGUCAGUCUGGCUCGCGGCGGCAUCAGGAGCAGCCUGAAGAGGCCAAGUCCUUUCAGACUGUUCCCCAAAGGCUUUUCUGUGGAGCUUUGCAUGAACAGGGAAGAUGACACUGCGCAGAAAGAAAAGACCGAUCAUUUCAUCUUCACGUACACCAGGGAGGGGAAUCUUCGGUACUCUGCCAAAUCCCUCUUCAGCCUUGUCCUGGGCUUCAUCUCUGACAAUGUGGAUCACAUUGAUUCCCUCAUUGGCUUUCCUGAGCAGAUUGCUGAAAAGCUGUUCUCUGCUGCUGAAGCCAGACAGAAAUUCACACAGCCAGGUGCAGGGCUGCGGGCUUUACAGAAGUUCACAGAGGCCUACGGGAAUCUGGUGCUCUGUUCCCUGUGCUUGCGGAACAGAUAUCUGGUGAUUUCAGAAAAGCUUGAGGAGAUUAAGUCUUUCCGGGAGCUGACCUGCCUGGAUCUUUCCUGUUGUAAACUUGGAGAUGAGCAUGAACUCCUACAACAUCUCUCCAGCGAGGCCCUGUCCAGUAUAACUCAGCUCCACCUGAAGGAUAAUUGUUUAUCUGAUGCUGGGGUGCGGAAAAUGACAGCACCAGUUCGUGUGAUGAAAAGAGGCCUUGAGAACCUAACAUUGUUAGACUUGUCUUGUAACCCUGACAUCACAGAUGCAGGAGUUGGAUACCUCUUUUCUUUUAGAAAACUAAACCGUUUAGAUAUCUCUGGAACAGGGCUCAAGGAUAUCAAAACUGUCAAGCACAAACUUCAGACUUACAUAGGCCUUGUUCAUUCCAAAGUGCCUUUGAAGGAAUUUGAUCAUGGUAACUGCAAGACAGAGGGCUGGGCUGACCAGGUGGUCCUGCAGUGGGAUCGAUUGAUUGUGGAAGCCUUGAAGCCAUCAAGUGUCCGUGAACCUCAAAAGACAGCUCAGUACUUCUAUCAGAAUCGAGCUCUAGUGGAAGCCUCGAGGAUAUGCGCACUGGCAGACACCCACAUGAACUCUUCUGGAAAACUCCAGUUCUACAAGGAGAAAGCCCUGGACUGCCAUGGGCCACUGUUGAAACAUGAAGCUUCCUCCAACCAAGAGUCAAAGAAGAGCAAGAAGAGAACUUUUGAGGAGUCAGAGCAGGAAGAGAAUAAUUCUUCACAAGCUUCCAAGCAGAAAUAUGUGUGUCUUGCUGUGGAAGACUGGGACUUGUUAAAUUCUUACUGACCGGCAGAUUUACCUUCAACUGUAGUGUGUGAAGAAAGGGGACUGAUAAUUACGUUUUGUUUGAAUUUACCUGUGAUAUUAGCAUAGCAAGCAGAUAUUUCUACUUUUGGGGUGGGGAGGGGAAUACUAUGGAAGUAUAUAAUAAUUUCUAAUGUAUAUUUUCAAUACACAGUAAUUUUUUCAAAUAAACCUUUUUGCUGUCCUUAAGUUCUGCUUGUGGAUGAUAGACUAGAACCACAGAAAAUGAGAUGGACAACCAUGUGAACUAACAGGGCAGCUUGCAGGAUUCGUUACUACUGCACUUUGAGCCAGCUAAUAGAAAAUACACAGUGGUACCUCUAUUUCCGAACUUAAUUUGUUUUAUGAUUUUUGUAGAAGAGGCUGCAUUUGUGUUUGCGUGGGGAAGAUGGCUGUGGUCGUAUUUGUCACCAAUGCAGAGUUUGUGAACCGAAGCAGAAUUUUGCCAAACACUUUUGUUUGAAUUGUUUGCCAACAGAAGCAUUUGUGAACUGAGGUAUUUCUGUAUAUGAAUGAAGCUACCAUUUAUUGAAUGCCUGCUCUCUGCCAUAUCCCAUCUUGAAGAUGGGAGCUAGCCCCAACUUAGAGUUAAGACAAGUCAUUUAACCUCAAGUGACAUAAGGUCACAGAGCUUUUAAGUGACAUUCAAAUGUAUACUCCUUUCCAGCUGACUCUAAAGCCCAUUCUUUUACAUUGUGUUCUUAAAUAGCAAGUACCGUUUAUUAAGAUCCCAGCCAUUGAGGCUUUGCAGGCCACAAGAUUUCAGCUGCAGCUCCUCAGCUCUGAUCUUGUAGCACAGAGGCAGCGGGGCACACUAAAUAAAUGAGUGGGGCUAUCUUUGAAUAAAAGUAAAUUUACAAAAACAGAUGGCUGGUGAGUUAGCUGAUGGGGCAUAGUUUGCUGGCUUCUGCCUGAGACCCUGUUUCUCCAGCUUCAUUUGAAAUGCAGAUUCAGAUUCAGAUCUGGAGAGGGCUUAAGAUUCUUUAACACAAGUGCUUUUUUCUACCUGGAUGUUGGCCUUUUGAUCUCUUAGAAGAUAGUCAAAAUACUAGUGUAUGUUUACACUAAAUACAUAGAUACUGUCUGAAAAAAAGAUUCUUUAACACCCAUCUAAUGCUUCUACUUUUGGGCCACACUGAAAAGCAAGGCUUUUGUAGACGUCUGCUGUCCAACUCAGUAGUCCCUAGAUAACACUGAAUGUCAAAUAUCAAAGGUUUAGUGCCCAAAAAUAUGAAUGGAGAAGAAUGGUGAAUGCCUUCAUUUUCAAGUACUGAUUACCUGUAAAAACAGAAAUUAAAACUACUUC